AUGCCUGUGGAGGUAUGUGGCCGUCGCUAUCACCGCCAGGGCGCGAUGGACGGUGCGAAGAUCAUGCUGGUUCGCCGACACUCGGGAAACCCGUGGGUGGUGCUGGUGCCACAUCUCAGCAUGGGGACGGUGACCAUCACAGCAAAGACCGCUGUAUUUGUGGAUGUUGUGCCGUGGAUUCGCUGGUUGCCGAUGCCAGCGCUAACGCCUGCCUGGCGCGAGAGCUUCAUGACACAGGCCACGGACGGGAUCCGCGCGGGCACGAUCGGCACGCUGGGGUUCCUACUACAGGCCGGCUUUCAGGCUGAGCAGGUUGCGGUGUUCAUAAUAUUGUGCAUGCUGUGGGGUCGGGCCAAAGUUUCCCUUUGUGCCGCUUGCUGGGUUUGA
This is a messenger RNA of Prorocentrum cordatum, 387 nucleotides long. The record is from the annotation of a GenBank genome assembly. NCBI's taxonomy places the organism in Eukaryota, Dinophyceae, Prorocentrales, Prorocentraceae.